This is a messenger RNA of Rosa rugosa (rugosa rose), 1962 nucleotides long. Its product is annotated as ultraviolet-B receptor UVR8-like. The record is from RefSeq and is a predicted model, not a curated record. The transcript is spliced from 11 exons. Lineage: Eukaryota; Viridiplantae; Streptophyta; Magnoliopsida; Rosales; Rosaceae. The coding region runs from base 168 to 1583 and encodes 471 amino acids.
UUAAAAAGUCCAAAGCUCUCUCCACCAAUCUAAAUCCCUCUCCUUUUAAAUCUGAGAAGAAAAUUCCAGAAAAGGAAAGAAAAGAAUAGAAGCAAAACCCAACUGAUUUGCUUUUGCUCAGCUCGUUGUUUACUGUGUGUUAUUUUGGGUUUCGAUUUUUUCCGGCGAUGAAUGACGGCGGAGAUGUGAAUAUGGAGGAGGGAGGGGGCGGAGAGAAGGGGGUGUUGAUGUGGGGUUAUCUUCCCGGAGCUCUGCCGCAAAGGUCGCCGCUUUUGUCGCCGACGGUUGUGCGGCCGGGUGGUGAUUACUCCUGGAGGGAUGUGUUUGGCGGCGGUUGCGGCUUCGCCAUGGCCAUUUCUGAGUCUGGAAAGCUGAUUACAUGGGGUUCGACAGAUGAUCUGGGUCAAAGCUAUGUGACAUCUGGGAAGCAUGGGGAAACACCGGAGCCUUUUCCUCUUCCAGCUGAAGUUUCUCUAGUUAAGGCAGCUGCAGGUUGGGCGCAUUGUGUUGCAGUUACAGAUACUGGAGGAGUUUACACAUGGGGAUGGAAAGAGUGUGUUCCCUCUGGGAAGGUCAUUGCUGAAGCAUCUACGAGUGCAAACUUUGAAAAGGAUGUAUUGGAAAGGCAGAGUUCUUUCUUGACAGACCAAGUUAGCCCUCGCUCUCAAGGCUCACGGUCCACUGGUGGAACCAUGUCUGCUACUGAAGCUAGAGGAGCUGGAGAAGAAAGUUCAAAGCGAAGAAGAGUAUCUUCAGCAAAGCAAGCAGCUGAAAGUUCAUUGUCUGGUGAUGAAACUCUCUCAGCAUUGCCAUGUCUUGUGACUUUGAACCCAGGAGUUAGAAUAGCCAAUGUUGCUGCUGGGGGACGCCAUACUCUAGCAUUGUCAGAUAUGGGACAGGUGUGGGGAUGGGGAUAUGGAGGUGAAGGGCAGCUUGGUCUGGGCUCACGGAUACGUAUGGUGUCCACCCCUCAUCCUAUUCCUUGUAUCAAGUCCUCUUCUUAUGGGAUCAUGAAUUCAGAGGAACACAGUUUCAGAGUACCUGGAAGUUAUGUCAAAGGGAUUGCCUGCGGAGGUCGACAUAGUGCAGUGAUAACAGAUGCUGGAGCACUACUUACUUUCGGUUGGGGGCUUUAUGGACAGUGUGGGCAAGGAAGUACAGAUGAUGAGCUAACCCCAAUAUGUGUCUCUUCGUUACUCGGUAUCCGGAUAGAGAGUGUUGCUGCAGGACUGUGGCAUACUGUCUGCAUAUCAGCUGAUGGUGAUGUUUAUGCAUUUGGGGGGAAUCAGUUUGGACAGUUGGGAACUGGAGCUGAUCAAGCUGAGACUAUUCCAAGACUUUUGGAUGCUCCUAUUCUGGAAAAUGCGAACGCAAAAAUUGUUUCCUGUGGAGCUCGUCAUAGUUGCAUUAUCACUGAGGACGCAAAAGUGUUUGGCUGGGGAUGGAACAAGUAUGGCCAGCUUGGCUUGGGUGAUGUGAUCGACCGCAACAUUCCAGCGCAAGUCAUAAUCGAUGGAUGUGUCCCGAAAAACGUGGCAUGUGGCUGGUGGCAUACCUUGCUUCUGGCUGAACUACCCACUUGAGCUCCUCUAAUUCACAGGCCAAAGAGGCCAUGCAUGGUACAGUUUUGUUAGGCAUCAGUAAUUCCUUGGACUAGUAGUCAUCUGAGUUGCAUGUACAUACAUUAGCUUGUAUAUCAUAUAUAUGUAUGUACUCUGUACGUAUAUAUGUAUAUACAUGCAUUGCUCAUUCUUCCAUGGUAGAGGUUCAUCAUCACGAUCUGCAUAUCAAUCGCAUCAGUUCGGUGAUGUACUACAUGUUCAGUCCAUUGUGUAUACCUGCCAUGAUGGUGAUCAAUGUAAUUAUAUUUGUAUGAGGGGGCUUUAGGAAAUCUUCAAUCAUGUAAGGGGGAUGGUUCUCUUCUGUUCAAUCAAUGAAAUUAUGUGAUAAUGUUUUCUGUUA